AGCGGCGGCAAGAUUUCGUUGGUGUUGGUGUUUUUGAGUUUCACUCCGCCUCCAUCGUCGCGGCCUCUCAGUCGUCUCAUUAUCCUUUGACAAGAAGGAAGUCUCCUCGUCGGCGGUCGAGCCGGUGGAGCUUGCAGGCGUCCAUAAGGACUUGAAGGGUACCUGGGUGCUUAUUUUGCACUCGUGCUGCGUUAUUCGUUGCCUGUGAAGAAACCUCUUGAGCGUCGUGACAGGCCCUUCAUCGUGACUUGAACUUGCUGUGUCUGAAUCAGAUAGUGUCAACAACAUGGCAGAUGAAUGGGACGAUUCGCCUGCUCCUUCUGGAGGUGCUGGACGAGGAUUUUCCAAUGGAUUUGGCGAUGAUGAUGCCUGGAGCCCUGGCGGUGGCGAUGGCGACUUUGGAGGUGGCCGCGGCGGCCGUGGGGGCCGCGGGGGCCGAGGAGGAUUCGGACGCCGUGACGAUGAUGGAGAAGGAGGCGGCUUCCGAGGAGGACGUGGGGGCCGCGGAGGACGCGGUGGUGGCCGGGGGGGCCGACGAGAGGACGGCGAAGAUGGAGGCGGCGGCUUCCGAGGACGCCGUCGUGACGAUGACGGCGACAACGGAGGAUUCCAGGACGCCGAUGGGGAAGGUGGUGAAAAUGGUGAGGGCGGGGAGGAGAAGCCAAAGCCUGUUACUUACAUACCACCAGAGAUUGAUGAUCCCGACGAAAUGUUUGCAAUGGGCAUAUCUUCUGGUAUCAACUUCAACAAGUACGACAAGAUUGCUGUCAAUGUUUCUGGGGAAAAUGCUCCUCCGCCUGUAGCUACAUUUGAAGCAGCCAAUCUUAGAGCCCUCCUGUUGGAAAAUGUGAAGAGGAGCGGGUAUGUGAAACCCACCCCUGUUCAGAAAUAUGCUUUACCAAUUGUAAUGGCUGGUAGAGAUUUAAUGGCAUCUGCACAAACCGGAUCAGGAAAAACUGGAGGGUUCUUGCUCCCUAUUCUCAAUAAGCUUCUUCAGGAGCCUGUGGAUUUAGUAACUGAUGGUGAUCAUACAGAACCUCAAGCUGUCAUUGUGAGCCCUACCAGGGAGCUUACAAAUCAAAUAUUUACAGAGGCCAAGAAAUUUGCUAGUGGUUCCGUUAUUAAAGUUUGUGUUGCGUAUGGAGGAGCUGCUGUAAGGCAUCAGGCUGACAAAGUUCGGGCUGGUUGCCAUGUUUUAGUUGCCACACCAGGCAGGUUAAUGGAUUUUGUGAACAGAGGAAGGAUAACAUUUUCCUCUAUCAGAUUUGUAGUGCUAGAUGAAGCUGACAGAAUGCUGGAUAUGGGAUUCCUUCCCGAAAUGGAGAAGAUGAUGAAGCACGAAACAAUGGUCCCUAAGGGUGAGAGGCAAACACUUAUGUUUUCGGCCACAUUCCCAGAGGAGGUACAAACUCUUGCAAGGCAAUUUCUGCAAGACUACAUAUUUUUGGCUGUGGGCCCUGUUGGUGGGGCCAACGAUGAUGUUACUCAAACCAUUUUGGAAGUGGACCGCAACAAAAAGAGGGAUACAUUGCUCGAAAUGUUGACCAGUGGAGAGCUGGAUAAAACCAUGAUUUUUGUGGAAACCAAAAGAAAUGCAGAUUUUCUUGCUGCUUUCUUGUCGGGUAAAGAUUUGCCCACUACAUCUAUCCAUGGUGAUAGAGAACAGAGAGAGCGCGAAGAGGCUCUAAGAGAUUUUACUCGAGGCUCAAUGAAAAUCCUUGUGGCAACAGCUGUAGCUGCGAGAGGACUUGAUAUCAAAGGAGUUGCUCAUGUCAUCAAUUAUGACAUGCCUAAAUCAGUGGAUGAAUUUGUCCAUAGAAUCGGAAGGACAGGACGAGUGGGGAAUACUGGCAGGGCUACUUCAUUUUACGAUGCUGCAAAUGACUCAGCCAUUGCUGGUGAUUUAGCCAAAAUUUUGAGAGACGCCAAUCAGGAAGUUCCUUCUUUCCUAGAAGGAUUCUCUGCUGCUGGUGGCUUUUCCGCAGGGACCAGUGACAUUCGUGGUGGUGGUGGAACCACACAUGUACUUGAGAAGGAGGAAGAAGAGUGGUAGGAUUGAGAUUUUAUCUGUGAUAUUUAGGCUUGUUUUAUAUAUUGACAUUAGCCUAGCAUAUCUGGAGACAUGUCUCGUGUGAGAUUUAUUUUGAUACUUUUCUGUUUUGUACUUUCUAAUUGACGAUUGGAAUAAAUGUUUUUGUUUGUAUUGAA
Messenger RNA from Frankliniella occidentalis (western flower thrips), 2208 nucleotides. Its product is annotated as ATP-dependent RNA helicase vasa. The coding region runs from base 287 to 2053 and encodes 588 amino acids. The transcript is spliced from 12 exons. Gene Ontology annotation, biological process: cell differentiation; gamete generation. Gene Ontology annotation, cellular component: P granule; nucleus. Gene Ontology annotation, molecular function: RNA binding; RNA helicase activity; ATP binding. Lineage: Eukaryota; Metazoa; Arthropoda; Insecta; Thysanoptera; Thripidae. The record is from RefSeq and is a predicted model, not a curated record.